AUGCCCUCAAGCCACGUGUGCGACAGCCGGACCCAGGGUGGCCUUGGCACCGGGGCAGCCUCGGGACAGCCCAAAAAGCUCAGGGGGGAAUCCAGGCUGAUCGCAGGGGCCGCAGUGGCCGCCACAGGGAGCGGCCGGGCCACGGACGGCUCCGAUGAUGGUUCCGCUUGGUGGUUCUCAACCUCAGCCUCCUCCACUGGCGUGGCAGCCGAAGGCGAGGCCGCCGCUGUCGGAGCCCUCACGGGCUCUGCUGGAGGGUCAGACACGGGAGGGACUGGCGCGGGCGGCGUGGGAUCGACCUCCGCCGGCACCGCUGCGAACGCAAUUGCCGGCUGCGAUGCAGAAGGAAAAGGGACAGGGGCUGCAGGUCCCAACUCCGGGACGGGCUGCCGUCGAUCAUCGCUGCUGUCGAGUGUGUCGCCGAGCAACUCGGGCAAAGCCAUGGGAGGCGGUGCUUCUGCCACGGGAAUGCCGACAAACUCUGCUGGAAGCGAUGGGUCCGGUCCGGGCUGA
Serinus canaria (Common canary) is the source of this 513-nucleotide messenger RNA. Its product is annotated as alanine and glycine-rich protein-like. NCBI's taxonomy places the organism in Eukaryota, Metazoa, Chordata, Aves, Passeriformes, Fringillidae. The coding region runs from base 1 to 513 and encodes 170 amino acids. The record is from RefSeq and is a predicted model, not a curated record. The transcript has 2 exons.